AUAUCUUGGAAUACUACCACUUUUCCAAACUUUCCUAACGCAAGUGCACUGUUUGUUAGUUCAUAAUUUUGUCAAAAUAUGGCACUGACUACUAAUCACAAAGAUGACUUUGAUGCGGAAAAAAUUAAGAAUUCAAAGGAAAUGCUAGUUCCAGCCGAAGAUUCUGAUGUGAAACUGAAGACUUUCAAUAAUUCUUUGAAUAUCUUGUCUCACAUCCUCAUUGGUUGUACGGUAGCAAUAUCAGUUCUUUAUACCUUCAGAGAAGGAACAAUGAGCGCCACAAGAAUGCAUAUUAUUUUAUGUGUCCUGGGGUACCAAUUACUAAUGGCCGAGUCAAUUUUAAGUCUAUCACCUCACAACAGUUGGUCGUCUUCACUAAAACUUGUUCAUAAACGUCGUGCCCAUUGGAUUCUACAAAUAUUAGGAUCAGGAUUAGCAAUUGCCGGCAGUAUCAUCAUAUAUAUGCACAAAACGGUGCACUGGAAUACACUUCAUGGACAGUUUGCUCUUGUCGCCGUGGUCUUCACCUGUGUUUCCUUCAUCAACGGCCUAUCAUCACUCUAUGCCUACGAGCUUCGACGCUUUAUACCUGGCAUACUCUCCAAAAUUACCCAUAUUCUCUUCGGGACCGUGGCAUUUGUUACAGCAUCAAUAAGUCUCUGUUAUGGCUUUGAUAAGAGAUCCUUCAGAAAUUGGUCUACAUCAGAAAUGGCUGAUACUUUUAUAGCGUUCACCGCUAUAUUUACAUUUGUAAUUAUAGUGAAUCCAUUGAUCGUAUUUUUUGAUAAGACUGUUAAAUCAUUCAGACGAUGAACGAAAGGAUUCUCUUGAAAAUUGUUAUGUUUUUCUUUAUGGGGUGUAGCAGUAAAACUUUGUCCUUUUUUUAUUGCUGUCUAAAAUAAUGUAUUUUUAUUACAACUAAUAUAUAUAUAUUAUAUUUUUUACAUUUGCAUACGUUUAAAGAUUAUGUAAAAAAUAGGUACCUGCCAGAGCUAAUUUGUCUCUCUUUUCCAAUAGUUCACUACAAUAUAUAAACUCAGCCAUUCACACACAAUACACGAAAUAUUGUGUGUGAAAUGGUUGCGUUUGUUCAUAUUAAACAAAUGAUUUUGGUUUUAA
This is a messenger RNA of Amyelois transitella, 1119 nucleotides long. RefSeq lists its product as uncharacterized. Bases 79 to 813 code for a protein of 244 amino acids. The transcript has 3 exons. NCBI's taxonomy places the organism in Eukaryota, Metazoa, Arthropoda, Insecta, Lepidoptera, Pyralidae. The record is from RefSeq and is a predicted model, not a curated record. Gene Ontology annotation, molecular function: transmembrane monodehydroascorbate reductase activity.